This is a messenger RNA of Photinus pyralis (common eastern firefly), 1294 nucleotides long. RefSeq names its product leucine-rich repeat-containing protein 20-like. Gene Ontology annotation, molecular function: protein binding. The transcript has 3 exons. The record is from RefSeq and is a predicted model, not a curated record. Lineage: Eukaryota; Metazoa; Arthropoda; Insecta; Coleoptera; Lampyridae. Bases 114 to 749 code for a protein of 211 amino acids.
UGUUUUAAAAUAAUCAUUUGAUAUUCGCGCGCUCAAAAUUGAAACCAAAGGUGCAUUCGAUUGUUUUUGUUCGUUGGGUUUAGUUUGAGUGUAUAUAUUCUAAUUAACGCAAGAUGCGACCACCCUCGCAAUUUGGAAAUGAUAUUACAAAUCAAAAUGACGAAGAGCCCGAUCCAAGAAUGAUUUCGAUGAUAAUCUGUACAAGUUUAGCAGGAAGGGCUGUGACUAGGGUUGUCGGAAGGUGUAAUGAUGCAAAGGAAAACAGUAAUCUAGAUCUAUCAAACUGCCAAUUAAUGCAAGUACCAGAUGCAGUAUACCACCUAAUGAGACACACCGAAUUAAAAACCUGUGAUCUAAGCGAAAAUGUCAUUACAAAAAUACCUCCAAAAUUUGCGGCAAAAUUUAGCUUAAUUACCGACUUGAAUUUGGCACACAAUCAAAUGGCAAAACUUCCAGACGAAAUAGCGGAAAUGGGCAACUUACAAAGGCUGGAUAUAUCAUACAAUACGUUUAUAGCUCUACCAAAUGCGAUAUUUAAAAUACCUAAGUUAGAACAUCUCAAUGCCUGCAAUAAUCAUAUAAUUGAUGUAGAAGUGGAAGUGUUAGAAGAGGCGCCAGCUUUACAAACACUGGACCUUUGUAAAAAUCCAUUAACGCCGAGAUCUCACGACUCACUUUCAGCAGUAACUAAAAUUCAGAUAACGUUAACUCCGAGAGAGAAAGAGGACUGGGAAGAUCUCACUAUUUAAAGUUUUCCAAUAUUUAGACUAAUGUAACCUGCCUAAUAACCCUGAGGUCGAAGCGUUAUUGUAGAUAAACGUAUAAAUUUGGUUAUUUGAAAAUUUUUACUAAUUUUACGCUUUCGUUUUCCUUACAUAUGUUUUCUUGAAAUCAUGCUCAUAUACUUACCUAUUGAGUUGGUGCUAUUUCGUAUUUAAGUAUUGUAAAGUAUUUGUAUUUUUAUAGUUGAUAUUAUACUACUCGCGAAAAAGUAAGUAUAUAUAUACAUUAUUGUAUAAAUAAAUAUAUACCAAUUAUCAUUUUGAUAAUGUUAAAGUACUUAAAUAGCUCGGAUGUUCCCUGCAGUAUUAAGUACAAUAUAUUUGUUGUGUGAGUAUUACUUUUUUACCACUUUAACGUUAAUACCUGAUGUGUUUUCUAUAAAGAUUGUAUUUUUAAUAUUUGUAAUAGAAAGAGGACAUAUUAUUGUAUACGAUUUACGGACGAGCAUUUGGUAUGUUUGACUACUUCAUCUAGUCAUUUUGUGAUCAGGGCAAUAAAACAAAUAUGAUUU